AUGCCCCGCCACCUCAAAUCAGCCACCAAGACUUCCGGCAACAACGCCAACUCGACAAACGUCGCCUCCAUCGUCCGCAACGUCAUCGACGACAUCCGCGCCAACGGCGACGCCGCCGUCCGCAAGUACUCGGAGAAGUUCGACUCCUGGAGUCCGCCCUCCUUCAAGCUGUCCGACGAGCAGAUCCAAGCUGCCAUCGCGGCCGUCCCCGAGCAGACUAUCCAGGACAUCAAGGAAGCGCAGGCCAAUGUGCGUCGGUUCGCCGAGGCGCAGCGCGCGUCGCUCAAGGACUUUGAGAUGGAGCUCCACGGCCCGGGCGUGUUUCUGGGGCAGAGGAGUCUUCCUGUGAAUCGCGUGGGGGCGUACAUCCCCGGCGGCAGGUAUCCCCUCCUGGCCAGCGCGCAUAUGACGAUCCUGACGGCCAAAGUGGCCGGCGUCAAACACGUUAUUGGAUGCACGCCGCCCAUCGCCGGGCGCAUCCCCAAUGCCACCAUCGCGGCCAUGCACCUCGCCGGCGCGGACGAGAUCUACCUCCUGGGCGGCGUCCAGGCCAUCGCGGCCAUGGCCCUCGGCACCGAGACGGUCCCCAAAGUCGACUUCCUGGCGGGACCGGGCAACGCGUUCGUCGCCGAGGGCAAGCGGCAGCUGUUCGGCGAGGUGGGCAUCGACCUGUUCGCGGGGCCGACGGAGAUUCUGAUCGUUGCGGACGAGCACGCGGACCCGUACACCUGCGCGGUCGAUCUGCUGUCGCAAGCCGAGCAUGGGCCAGACUCGCCGGCGAUCCUGGUCACCAACUCGGAGGCUGUGGGCCGCCAGACGCAGCAGUGGGUCGAGAAGCUGCUAACCAUCCUGCCCACGGGCAACAUUGCCGGCAUCGCGUGGGAGUCGUUUGGCGAGAUCAUCGUCACCGAUUCUCUGGACGAGGCCUACGCCGUCGCAGACGAGUAUGCGGCCGAGCACGUCGAGAUCCUGACGCAGAACCCGCGCGAGGCGCUCGACAAGAUGAGCAACUACGGGGCGAUCUUCCUGGGCGAGAACACGUGCGUGUCGUAUGGCGAUAAGCUCGCUAUACUGACGAUACUGACGACGCAGUGCAUUGGAACGAACCACGUCCUGCCCACGCGCAAAGCGGCCAAGUUCACCGGAGGCCUCUGGGUCGGCAAGUUCCUGCGCACGACGACGUACCAGGAGGUGCGCAAUCCGCAGGCGAGCGGCGAGCUGGGCCGGCUGUGCGGACGGGCCUCGCGGGCAGAGAACUUUGAGGGCCAUGCGCGGGCGGGCGAUUUGCGGGCGGCCAAGCAUCUCAAGGACGAGUAUGAGUGGAUUAUAAUAAAAGCUAGAUUUAAGGCUCAGUUAGUAAGUAAAGCUAUAAGAAAGCCAGGCUAG
Messenger RNA from Rasamsonia emersonii CBS 393.64, 1386 nucleotides. Its product is annotated as Histidinol dehydrogenase. Bases 1 to 1386 code for a protein of 461 amino acids. The transcript has 4 exons. Gene Ontology annotation, molecular function: histidinol dehydrogenase activity; metal ion binding; NAD binding. Gene Ontology annotation, cellular component: cytoplasm. The record is from RefSeq and is a predicted model, not a curated record. NCBI's taxonomy places the organism in Eukaryota, Fungi, Ascomycota, Eurotiomycetes, Eurotiales, Trichocomaceae. Gene Ontology annotation, biological process: L-histidine biosynthetic process.